Limanda limanda (common dab) is the source of this 1173-nucleotide messenger RNA. RefSeq names its product opsin 3 (gene opn3). Gene Ontology annotation, cellular component: photoreceptor outer segment; membrane. Gene Ontology annotation, biological process: visual perception; G protein-coupled receptor signaling pathway. Lineage: Eukaryota; Metazoa; Chordata; Actinopteri; Pleuronectiformes; Pleuronectidae. The record is from RefSeq and is a predicted model, not a curated record. Gene Ontology annotation, molecular function: G protein-coupled receptor activity. The transcript is spliced from 4 exons. The coding region runs from base 1 to 1173 and encodes 390 amino acids.
AUGAAUGGAAUGAAUCCCGGUAACGCGAGCAGAGCCGAGAGGAGUGCGGAGCAGCUGCUGUUCGCCGCGGGCACCUACAAACUUCUGGCCGUCGCCAUCGGGACCAUCGGGCUGUUCGGCUUCUGCAACAACGCGCUGGUCCUCGGGCUCUUCUGCAAGUUCAAGCGGCUCCGCACGCCCACCAACCUGCUGCUGGUCAACAUCAGCCUCAGCGACCUGCUGGUGUCCAUCAUCGGGAUCAACUUCACGUUCGUUUCGUGCGUAAAAGGCGGAUGGAUCUGGAGCCAUGCGACGUGCGUUUGGGACGGGUUCAGCAACAGCCUGUUCGGCAUUGUUUCCAUCAUGACUCUGGCGGCCCUGGCCUAUGAGCGCUACAUCCGGGUGGUCCAUGCCCAGGUGGUGGACUUCCCCUGGGCGUGGCGGGCCAUCGCCCACAUCUGGCUGUACUCCCUGGCCUGGACGGGAGCUCCUCUUCUGGGGUGGAACCGCUACACUCUGGAGAUCCACCAGCUGGGCUGUUCUAUGGACUGGGCAUCGAAGGACCCGAAUGACGCCUCCUUCAUCCUCUUGUUCCUCCUGGCCUGUUUCUUUGUGCCUGUGGGCAUCAUGAUCUACUGCUACGGCAACAUCCUCUACACAGUGCAAAUGCUGCGCUCCAUCCAGGACCUCCAGACGGUUCAGAUCAUCAAGAUUCUGCGGUACGAGAAGAAGGUCGCCGUCAUGUUUCUCCUGAUGAUCUCCUGCUUCCUGGUGUGUUGGACACCCUACGCUGCUGUGUCCAUGAUGGAGGCCUUCGGCAGGAAGAGCAUGGUCUCCCCCACAAUGGCCAUCAUCCCCUCGUUCUUUGCUAAGUCCAGCACUGCCUACAAUCCCCUGAUCUAUGUGUUCAUGAGCAGAAAGUUCCGCCGCUGUUUGCUGCAGCUGCUCUGCUCGCGCUUCUCUUGGCUGCAGCGCAGCAUUAAAGAGCGCCCCCUGGCUCCGGUCGAGCGUCCCAUCCGGCCGAUUGUUGUGUCCCGCGCUUGCGGGAGCAGAAACCGACCCAAAAAGAGGGUGACAUUCAACUCCUCCUCCAUAGUCUUCAUCAUCACCAGCAAUGACUUUCAGCACCUUGACGUGCCCUCCAAGUCUGGAGGAUCCUCCGAAGGGAACGUCAUUCAAGUGAGACCACUGUGA